Molecule: messenger RNA, 438 nt
Organism: Ruditapes philippinarum (Manila clam)
Lineage: Eukaryota; Metazoa; Mollusca; Bivalvia; Venerida; Veneridae
Product: myb-related transcription factor, partner of profilin-like
Cellular component (GO): nucleus
Source: RefSeq, a predicted model, not a curated record
UGUCAUAGACACAUAGAGUACAUUGCACUACAAAUAAUAAUGGAAGAGAAAGGUAAAAGGCGACCACGCUUUGAAAAAGAUGAACUUGAAAUACUUUGUCAUGAGGUAGGUCUGAGAAAAAUUACAUUAUUUGGUAAAUUUAGUGAUACUCUAUCUCUUGAGAAAAAGAAAAAGUCGUGGGGCGAAGUGACAAACAAGAUCAAUGCUGUCUCUCAGGUUACUCGUACGGUUGACGAAAUACGGCGAAAAUGGAAUGAUUGGUCAAGCACUGUCAAGGUCAAAGCAUCUAAAAAGAAAAAAAGCCAAACCAAAACUGGUGGCGGUGUUGACACUUUGCCUGAUUUAAGUCUGUUGGAAGAGAAGGUAUUAGUUAUUCUGGGAAAAGUUGUAGUUUCUGGUUUACCUGAAGGGAUGGACACGCUGGGCAGUCCAAGUUCA